This is a messenger RNA of Myxocyprinus asiaticus (Chinese sucker), 4509 nucleotides long. It is a transcript of the gene ppid, whose product is annotated as peptidylprolyl isomerase D. Lineage: Eukaryota; Metazoa; Chordata; Actinopteri; Cypriniformes; Catostomidae. Gene Ontology annotation, biological process: protein peptidyl-prolyl isomerization; protein folding. The transcript has 10 exons. Gene Ontology annotation, molecular function: peptidyl-prolyl cis-trans isomerase activity; protein binding. The record is from RefSeq and is a predicted model, not a curated record. The coding region runs from base 89 to 1204 and encodes 371 amino acids.
GCUUGGUUCACAGUUCCUUGGUGCUUUCAGAUAAUUUUCUAGUUCUCUGUUUACAAUAGGAAUUUUUUCACAGUCAUACUCAAAGAAAAUGUCAAACCCAACACCCGUGGCCAAGCCUGGAAAUCCGGACAAUCCUCGUGUUUUCUUUGAUGUAGAUAUUGGUGGCGAAAGAGUCGGUCGUAUAGUGUUUGAGGUCUUCGCUGAUGUCGUCCCUAAAACGGCAGAGAAUUUCCGCGCUCUGUGUACCGGUGAGAAAGGGAUCGGUAAAAGCACCGGGAAACCAUUGCACUUCAAGGGCUGUCCGUUCCACCGGAUCAUCAAGCAAUUCAUGAUCCAGGGUGGAGAUUUUUCCAAUCAGAAUGGAACCGGCGGGGAGAGCAUCUAUGGGGACAAGUUUGAGGAUGAAAACUUUCACUAUAAGCACGACAGAGAGGGUCUGCUCAGCAUGGCGAAUGCUGGCCCCAACACAAAUGGCUCCCAGUUCUUUAUAACUACUGUUCCAACGUCGCACCUGGAUGGCAAGCAUGUGGUCUUUGGGCAGGUGCUGAAGGGAAUGGGGGUGGUGAAGAUGCUGGAGGGGAUGGAAACUAAGGAUGAUAAUCCUGUGGAGCCCUGCAUCAUUGCUGAUUGUGGAGAGCAUAAAGUGGGAGAUGACUGGGGAAUCACCCCUAAAGACGGCUCUGGAGACACAUACCCAGACUUUCCUGAAGACUCUGACGUGGACUUUAAAAAUACAGAUAAAGUCUUGUCUGUGGCUGAGGAUGUCAAAAACAUCGGAAAUAACUUCUUCAAGGUGCAGAACUGGCAGUCUGCCAUCAAGAAGUAUUCAAAAGCUCUCAGGUAUUUAGAGGUAUGUGGCAACAACUUGGACGAUGAUAGUGCCCAAAAGAAGCUAGAACCCACGGCCCUGAGCUGCAUACUCAAUACAGCUGCCUGCAAACUCAAACUGAAACUCUGGCAAGAAGCUAUCGAGAGCUGUGAUGAGGCGCUGGAGCUCAACCAGACAAACGCUAAAGCAUUGUUCAGGAGAGCCCAGGCCUGGCAAGGACUGAAAGAAUUCAACAAGGCCAUGAUCGACUUGAAGAAAGCACAGGAGCUUGCACCAGAUGACAAAGCGAUUGGAAAUGAAAUGCUGAAAGUGAAGCAGCAAGUGAAGGAAGAGAAGGAUAAAGAAAAGAUGAUUUACGCCAAAAUGUUUGCAUAAGGAAACAGCAGUGACCUCACUCUACACCGACCUACCUGCACAAGGUUUUAUUUAGUGUUUUAAGACUAGAUGCUAGGAAAACAAAGCCUUGGAGUCUCUAUAAUCCGUGUAUCAUUCGUUCAUUUCAUAUUCAAUUAGGAAUUCAAAAUUGGAAAAACAAAAAACAACUUAUUUCAUUAUUCGUUUACAAAACCAAUAUUAAAAAACAAAUAAUGUCUUGUUUUUCUAAUUUCAAUUUAACGCUCAAAUUAAACAUUGGAAAAAUAGCCACGGGACACUGUGUUUUGAUUAUUUGAUUCGCACAUAUGGGUGGACCUGAAACGCCCCUUUCUUCUGAUUGGUUAACCUGCACCAUUGUCUUCCUCAAUGCUGUGAGACAGAAUAAAAGUUCUCUGCUGUUUAAUUGUUCAGAUAAAUUCCUCUCAGUUAAUAUUAAAUUUGUUUUACCAUUUAUUCUCCGAAACUCACCACGUUUAAUGCAGCUGAGCUAUCUCUCUCAAAGUAGACAGACACAGUGCCUACACACAACAGUAAAAUGCUCACUGAAUGCAGACAGGGUUUUGUCUUCAUGUGAUUUAGCAUUAGGACGGUCAUUGCCACGUUAAGCAAUUGAUAAGAGCGACACACACACACACAUUAAGAUGUUUAUUAAGAUUAAUCCCUCGCUCUGUAUGCCAAAUGUCUUUUCACAGUUAUCCUUCUUCGUGCCACACAACUUGUUUUAUUCAUUUAUAAGUGGUACCAUGCAGUGCAGCUGAUCUGUUGGGCACUGGUGGUCCACACUGCACUGGAGAAUCGGCUGGCAUUCGCAGUUAGGGUGACCAGACAUCACUUUAAAACCGGGGACAGUUCCGAUUUUACAAGCCACGUAUCGCGUUACAGUGGACUUACAGUCGGGACACCUAUUGUACUAAUAAGUAGUCUAAGGCUAUAGUUUGAUUGCUUUAAAUAAGCAUUUUAAAUUGACAUCAGUGUUUCGAGCGUUUUUGAAAUGAGAAAUCAAAGAGUAUUGAAAGAAUCCGUUUAUUUUAAUUUUUACAUAUUGCAGUGCAAUGAACAAAGCCAGAUGCGGUUCAGGGAAUAUACAGACUUAACGUAGGGUGCAUCCAAGACAGAUGAGCAUUCAUGCAAGUGAAUUAUAACAGCAACAAGAGUAAAUAAAUAAAUAAUAAUAAUAACAAAUCAUUGGAAGAUUUUAUUACAUUUAAUAUUUAAUAUAAGACAAUCAGUAUUUACAUGGCAGUGAAGAGUACUAAUUUCAAGUUCAGAUCAUUCCGACAUGCAUGUUUUUGAAUGGGAAUAUGGGUAGCCUUUACCUACUCGUAUACGCAGCAGUUUUAUGUACCUUUUAUUUUCGGACAAAUGUGAAGGCAGUGUGUAAAUGCUGAUUUUAAAUUCACUGGCUGAGUUUUUAAGAGAUGAGCAUUCAUGAACUUCUUUUAGCAUAAUUUCCAUGAUGAGCAAGUCCCUUACACCUAAGCUCCCAGAGCGGGGUAAAGUUAGUUUUAGGUUUGAUAUUUUUAUAUAUUCGGUUUCUCGUACCCGCGCUCUCUCUGCCAGCGGCAAGUUUGCAAAAAUUGCGCGCACACGGUUAUGGUAUAAAAAUAUAAAUGUUAUAUAACUAUAAUAUACAGACAUAAAACACUGCACUUAGAACUGUCAGUUGGUGUGGCUGCUGUAGAGUUAUGACUGAAAAUGCUCCAAUGAGCUUUCAUUGCUUAGCGUACUUAAGGGACAGUCUGAAACUUCAAUUCGCUAUUAAACACAGACGUGUCCAAUCACUCAUUCAGUUGAUGUGCAAGUUAAACAUAAAACAUUAAAAGUAAAUUUUUACAUUCCAAAUGUUGUAGUAGGUUGCCAGUUAAUAGACUGAGCUACUACAAGUGAGAUGUUUACAGUAAGUCCAAUAAAAUGAAUACAGUAUUAGAUUAUUUAAAAUAAAUAAUAAUUCACCAAAAUGUUAUUUUCUCAUUCCAAAGGUUGUAGUAAGUUCCCAGUAGAUAAACUAAUUUACGACAGGUGAGAUUAUUACAGUAAAUCCAAUAAUAUUAGUACAGUAUUAGGUUAUUUUAGGAUAAACAUCAUAAAAACUCCCGAAAAUGUUAUUUUUACAUUCCAAAGUUUAUAGUACCUUCCCAGUGGAUAGACUGACUAACUAAACAUUUCACCUGUAGUAAAUCAGUCUAUUUACUGGGAACUUACUACAAACUUUGCAAUGUGAAAAUAACAUUUUGGUGAAUUUUAGUUAAUUCAUUUUUAAAAUAAUCUAAUACUACUCAUAUUAUUGGAUGUACUGUAAAAAUGUCACCUGUAGUAAGUCAGUCUGCCCACUGGUAACUUACUACAACCUUUGGAAUGGGAAAAUAUUUUUGUUAAUUUUAGUGAUUUUUUUCCGUAAUUUAAGUGAAUACUGUACAUUCAUAUGCACAGCCAUCACUCUGGCGAUCUACUAAAACCUGUGAAAUUUUUUUAUUUAUUUAUUUUUUUUAAUAAGAAUGUUUUUUUUAGAUAGAACAUGCAAGUCAAUAGUCAAUAAAUGACUGCUCUGGCGCCAGUGAUGUUUUAGUUGUGGGUGGAGUUUUCAGACGGUCCCUUAUGCACCAUAGGCGAAUAUCUAAUGAAUAUCGAACCUAAAACUAACUUUAUCCCACAGUUAAACGUAAGCCUGUCUUUACAAUGUAGGCAUAUGCUUCAAUAGUCUUAUGAAUGUAUGGCCUUUUCAAACCGGAGCAACGUCAAAGACAGCAGUGUAGGGCUGUCUGAUAAAUCUGGCUACUUGAUGAGAGAGAUAGCUUGGCUGUAAUAAACGUGGCGAGUUUUGGAGAAUAAAUGGUCCACCCAUAUGUGCGAAUCAAAUAUUCAAGCCAUAUAUUAGCGAAAUCAAAUAAUCAAAACACACAGUGUCCCGUGGCUAUUUUCCCAAUUUUCUUAUUUUAACGAGCAUUAAAUCUAAAUGACAAAAAACAAGUCAAUUUUAGUUUUUUAAUAUUGGUUUUGUAAAUGAAUAAUGAUUUUAUUUUUUUUUUUUUUCUGAUUUUUAAUUCUUAAUUGAAUAUGAAAUGAAUGAAUGAUACACAUAUUCUCUAAUAUAAGGUAAAAGUAAAAUGUGCAUUUUGGAAAGAGAUACUUAAUUGUUCUGUGUAUAUGUGUAUUUCAUUUGUCUGUGAGUGAUAGAAGGAACAUCGUUUCAAUGCAUUUUUUAAUGAGCCAAUCUAAAAGGUAUUGACUACUGUGCAAGGUUCAGAGUUUUAAGAAAUGGGUUGACCUUUAAGUGUGCCUUGUAUUGAUUAUUUUUGUCCCUGGAU